Molecule: messenger RNA, 4160 nt
Organism: Myotis lucifugus (little brown bat)
Lineage: Eukaryota; Metazoa; Chordata; Mammalia; Chiroptera; Vespertilionidae
Gene: POU2F1
Product: POU class 2 homeobox 1
Exons: 14
Coding region: 193-2295 (700 amino acids)
Biological process (GO): regulation of transcription by RNA polymerase II
Cellular component (GO): nucleus
Molecular function (GO): RNA polymerase II cis-regulatory region sequence-specific DNA binding; DNA-binding transcription factor activity, RNA polymerase II-specific
Source: RefSeq, a predicted model, not a curated record
GCACACAAACGAAUGGUCUGGACUUUCAGAAGCAGCCUGUGCCUGUUGGAGGAGCAAUCUCAACAGCCCAGGCCCAGGCUUUCUUCGGACAUCUCCACCAGCCUCAGUUCUAGCUCAAUGACACACUUGGUAGAGGCGCUUGAAGUCCUUGUUGAGGACAGCUCUAAUGAUGGUGUCAGCAAGUAGACCCUGAUGCCCCUGGUUGCUUACCUGCAGGUCCAGCUCGCAGGAACAAGUUUACAGGCCGCUGCUCAGACUUUAAAUGUACAGUCUAAAUCUAAUGAAGAAUCGGGGGAUUCCCAGCAGCCAAGCCAGCCUUCCCAGCAGCCUUCAGUGCAGGCAGCCAUCCCGCAGACCCAGCUCAUGCUGGCUGGAGGGCAGAUAACCGGGCUCACUUUGACGCCAGCCCAGCAGCAGUUGCUCCUGCAGCAGGCGCAGGCACAGGCACAGCUGCUGGCCGCUGCGGUACAGCAGCACUCUGCCAGCCAACAGCACAGUGCUGCCGGGGCCACCAUCUCUGCCUCCGCUGCCACUCCCAUGACGCAGAUCCCGCUGUCUCAGCCUAUACAGAUCGCACAGGAUCUGCAACAACUACAGCAACUUCAGCAGCAGAAUCUCAACCUGCAACAGUUCGUGCUGGUACAUCCAACCACCAACCUGCAGCCAGCACAGUUCAUCAUCUCACAGACGCCCCAGGGCCAGCAGGGUCUCCUGCAAGCGCAAAAUCUUUUAACGCAACUACCUCAGCAAAGCCAAGCCAACCUCCUACAAUCGCAGCCAAGCAUCACCCUCACCUCCCAGCCAGCAACCCCAACACGCACAAUAGCUGCAACCCCAAUUCAGACACUUCCACAGAGCCAGGCAACACCAAAGCGAAUCGACACUCCCAGCUUGGAGGAGCCCAGUGACCUUGAGGAGCUUGAGCAGUUUGCCAAGACCUUCAAACAAAGACGAAUCAAACUUGGAUUCACUCAGGGCGAUGUUGGGCUUGCGAUGGGUAAACUGUAUGGAAAUGACUUCAGCCAAACUACCAUCUCUCGCUUUGAAGCCUUGAACCUCAGCUUUAAGAACAUGUGCAAGUUAAAGCCACUUUUGGAGAAGUGGCUCAAUGAUGCAGAGAACCUCUCGUCAGAUUCAGCUCUCUCCAGCCCAAGUGCCCUGAAUUCUCCAGGGCAGGGAAUCGAGGGCUUGAACCGUAGGAGGAAGAAACGCACCAGCAUAGAGACCAACAUCCGUGUGGCCUUAGAGAAGAGUUUCCUGGAGAAUCAAAAGCCUACCUCGGAAGAGAUCACCAUGAUUGCUGAGCAGCUCAACAUGGAGAAGGAGGUGAUUCGAGUUUGGUUUUGUAACCGCCGCCAGAAAGAAAAAAGGAUCAACCCACCCAGCAGUGGUGGGACCAGCAGCUCGCCUAUCAAAGCAAUUUUCCCCAGCCCGACCUCCCUGGUGGCAACCACGCCAAGCCUUGUGACCAGCAGUGCAGCAACUACCCUCACAGUCAACCCCGUCCUCCCUCUGACCAGCGCUGCAGUAACCAACCUCUCUGUUACAGGCACUACAGACACCACCGCCAACAACACUGCGACCGUGAUUUCCACCGCGCCUCCGGCCUCCUCCGCAGUCACUUCCCCCUCGCUGAGCCCCUCCCCUACUGCCUCAGCCUCCACCUCUGAGGCCUCGAGUGCUAGUGAGACCAGCACAACACAGACCACCUCCACUCCUCUGCCCUCUCCUCUCGGGACCAGCCAGGUGAUGGUGACGGCGUCAGGGCUGCAAACAGCAGCCGCGGCCGCCCUCCAAGGAGCUGCGCAGUUGCCGGCGAACGCGAGUCUCGCUGCCAUGGCUGCCGCUGCAGGACUGAGCCCAGGCCUGAUGGCACCGUCUCAGUUCGCAGCUGGAGGUGCCUUACUCAGUCUCAACCCAGGGACCCUGGGCGGUGCUCUCAGUCCAGCUCUGAUGAGCAACAGUACACUGGCAACCAUUCAAGCUCUUGCUUCUGGUGGCUCUCUUCCAAUAACGUCAUUGGACGCAACUGGGAACCUGGUCUUUGCCAAUGCGGGAGGAGCCCCCAACAUCGUGACCGCCCCUCUGUUCCUGAACCCCCAGAACCUCUCUCUGCUCACCAGCAACCCGGUUAGCCUGGUCUCUGCCGCCGCAGCCUCCGCGGGGAACUCUGGGCCUGUCGCCAGCCUUCACGCCGCCUCCACCUCCACUGAGUCCAUCCAGAACACGCUCUUCACAGUGGCCUCUGCCAGUGGGGCUGCCUCCACCACCACCACCGCCUCCAAGGCGCAGUGAGUGCUGCCCACCUCUUCCAGCGCAGUGCCAUCGGGCAGCCAGCUGGCGACCACAGGUGCCCUGGCUCCCUCUUGCCACAGUGUGAGGGCGAGGGAGAGGAGAGCAGGAAAGACACGUGCCGGAAAGAAAGGAUGAGGACCGGACUUCAUUUGCCUAAUUUUAUAAUAAAACACUGUCUUUUCAGGAUUGCUUCAUGGAUUGGAGAACUUUCUAACCAAAAAUUAAAAAAAAAAAAAAAGCAGAAACAAAAAAUCAAAAACAAACAAAAAAUAAGUGAAAGGACUACUUAUCAUUUCCAGCGGUCACGGUGGCAGUCAAGGUGGGUUACCAAUUCUAAUAUGGGUAGGAAGGAGAUUUCUUGUUUGUCUAAAGUCCUUUUUUUCUUAAAAAAAAUCAUUUUUAUGGGUCUGUUGUACAGGCCACUAAGUCAUAACAAGGUGUUUAUAAUCGUAUCAAUUGUGUUGGGGGUUCCUUUCUUAACUGGUACAAUUUAGGCAGGCCCGUGUUACUGUAUCUGUUAUUGUUGUUGUCAUGUUUUAUAUAUAUUUGGUUUGGACGUGUCUCGCUCCUGGAUCCUGCUUCAGUGAGCUCCCACUGUGGGGAGGGGUCGGGAACUCGAGUCCUUCACUGCGAAUGUCCUUGCUGGUUUCCUCACCCUGGACGCUCACAGAGGCCCUAGGAAAUGUUUUCUGUUGCCACUUAUGCAAGAGGCUCGGUGCAGAAGCUGAGGGCAGCGUGCGCAGACGCUCCCACUCCACGCCCCCAUCAGGUGGUGCCUUUGGAGCACUUUUGUGUAGGAAGGAAUUCCUGCUGGACUGUAGCUCUCACUCAGACCUUGAAUGACCCGAGGCCGGGUCCCGGGGUGCACCAGCGCCGCUCCUUGCCUCUCACAGGGCCGCACGUGUUGCAGGCGGGACUUGGCUCCAAGAGCAAAGACUACUGCAGACACCUGCCUGGGUGGUUCUCGUGACUCUGAUCUCCUGAAAAAUGCUCCUAUUGUUGCUGUGUGUGUGUGUUUGUUCCAUUGUGUGGAAGGUUUUCAACCGAACUUCCUUCAACUUAGCAAAGAACAAAUGUACUUGUUGGGAGUGGGGUGUUUCCCUCCUGUUCUCUAAAGGAGCCUUGCUAGCCUGCUCCCAUCGGUGAUUGAACUCCAUCCCCCCUCCAACAGGGGGGUGAGAAGAGUCUGAGGUUACACCUUCUCUAGCCACAGACUUUUCCCCAGGUGGCUCUCACCCGCCACCCCAAGACCGUCCUUGUCCCCUGGUGGAGAAGGCACGCACUAGCUUCAUGGGUCUGGAGAGCCUGAGGACUGAGCAGGACCUGCGUGCACCUCACUUGGGUGUCUCCUGGGCUGGUUAGUGAUGCUCCUGUGAGGCGGGUCACAUGGCAAUGGUAGCUGUUCUGGGGAAGGGAGGAGCUUCUGGCAUGGGUGCGGUGUUUCUGGACUGUGUAAAUGAGCCCAAGAGAAGGGGGAGUUCAUGAAGUAGAUGAGGAGCGAGGUGACUGGGAAACGGGAUCCCCUUUUCUUUAUGGUAGCAUCUAUACCAAAACCCCUGGACUGAUCCCUGCAAGGCGCUCCUGCGCCCGCCCGCCCGUCUGACUGAGGGCGAGGGCCGGCUGCUGUCCCGGGUGCUUGCUGACCUUGCCUGUCCCAGCUGCACUUUCCCCUUCUGAGCUUUAGGCUGAGGGCUUACCGGUCAUUUUCGUUGCUCGACUUGUGCUGGAGGGAGCUUGGUUCUGUGCACUUAUGUCUCCACGGCCUUGGGAAAGGUCGUGCAUUUCUGUUUGUGAUCGUCCAAGUGGGAGACAGGCACAUUAAUGUUAAAAGGCCAGAAACAUUUUCAUCCCCUUGUUGAUUUUUC